CUCCUCCUCCUCUCCCAUCCCUCUCACUCCACUCCAUUCCACUCCCGCUCCAAUGGCCACCUCCUCCAUCCUCCCGCUCCGCCUCCCGUCCUGCGCGCGCCGGGCCACUACCGUGCGCGCCGCCGCCGCCGCCGUCGCGGCGACCACGACCGCACAGUCCCUGGAGGAGUCGUUCGGGCGGAAGGGCCUCAAGUUCGUCGCCGACCCGGCCGGCGGGGCCUCCACGGCGGAGCUGAGCGUGAGGAACGGCAGCUCCCUGCACCUCCGGCUCGGCGACGGCCUUGUCACGUCGUACAGGCCCAAGGUGUACUGGAAGGACGACGGGUGCAGGGAGGUGCUGCACACCGUGGCGGACCCCGGCGGUGACCCCGCCAAGGCGAAGGGCGGCGUCGGGCUCGUGCUCAACGAGGUGUCCUCGUCGGGCGGCGCCCAGUCGCUGAUCGACGGCUCCGCCUGGGCCAUCAAGGAUGUGGAUUCUGACUCCUACGAUGCAGUGCAGGUGGAGCUGGGGUGCACCAAGGGGAAGCUGGACAUCUCGUACGUGGUGACGCUGUACCCUCUGAGCAUGGCGACGGCGGUGAUCGUCCGGAACACGGGCACCAAGCCGGUGGAGCUGACGAGCGCGAUGCUGAGCCACAUCAAGUUCGACAAGCGGGGCGGCACGGCCGUGGAGGGCCUCCGGGGCUGCCCCUACUGCUCCCACCCGCCGCCGGCCGCCGGCUUCAGCCUCCUCUCCCCGGCCGAGGCCAUGAAGCGGGAGGACCCCGGCUGGUUCUUCGGCGGCGGCGAGGAGCCCCGGCAGGGGGUCUGGACCGUCGAGGAGGACCAAUACACCAUUCUCAAGAAGAAGGUGAGCCGGGUGUACGCCGCGCCGCCGGAGGAGAGGAAGAAGCGCAUCUACAGCACCGCGCCAUCCAAGUUCACCACCAUCGAUCAGUAUAGCGGGCUGGGGUUCAGGUUGGUGAGGAUGGGGUUCGAGGACAUGUACCUGAGCAGCCCGGGAGGCAUGUACGAGAAGUUCGGUUCGGACUACUUCCUGUGCACGGGGCCGGCGUCCAUGCUGGUGCCCGUCGUCGUCAACCCCGGCGAGGAGUGGAGGGCGGCGCAGGUCAUCGAGCACGACAACUUGUAGCUCCAUUUUUCUUUCAUUUUGUGCUGAACAGAAUUACUGAAUCGAGUGGCUCGUCAUGAAUCGAGUGGCUCGUCAUGUACAUUCUCGUAUACAUGUUGAUGGGUCUCGGUCUACUGUAAUUGCCCUGGUGCCAGACUGACAGUCAUCCAGUGAGAUAAAUUUAUAAAUUUAUA
Messenger RNA from Panicum hallii, 1305 nucleotides. RefSeq names its product photosynthetic NDH subunit of subcomplex B 2, chloroplastic. Bases 53 to 1132 code for a protein of 359 amino acids. The transcript is spliced from 3 exons. Gene Ontology annotation, molecular function: catalytic activity; carbohydrate binding. Gene Ontology annotation, biological process: carbohydrate metabolic process. The record is from RefSeq and is a predicted model, not a curated record. Lineage: Eukaryota; Viridiplantae; Streptophyta; Magnoliopsida; Poales; Poaceae.